Molecule: messenger RNA, 3536 nt
Organism: Brassica rapa (field mustard)
Lineage: Eukaryota; Viridiplantae; Streptophyta; Magnoliopsida; Brassicales; Brassicaceae
Product: protein RALF-like 36
Source: RefSeq, a predicted model, not a curated record
UAGUGUGAAUUUUUUUAUAUGCUAAAUAAAGAGUGUUAAUGGGUUUGGUUAGCCGUAACCUUUGGAUAUUUUGUUGGUUUUACGAAUUGGAUGGUGAACCACACUUGUUAGUUUUGUAUAAAAAUAGUGUAAGCAUCAUUUUUGACUGUUGUAAAUAGAAAUAGAAAUUAUUUUAUUUCCAUUCAACACAUAUUGUAUUAUCUAGGAAAAUUCUGGUGGUAGAAUAAAACUAUAUAUAAGUAAUGAAAAAAAAAGUAAUGAAAAAACUGGAUUCACUUAUAUCAAGGAAAAUUGGGCUCAAACAUGGAAUCUGCACAGACAACUAUCACACAACCUCACAAAUAAUAUGAACAAACUAUAGUACCCCGCGCGGAUCUCCCCUAGUAUAUUAUAUAUUUCUCAUUAAAUUAACAAUAAAUUAAUUAAUAAUCCAUAAUUAAUACUUUCCAUUCUUUUAUAAAAUAAAAUUACAGAAUUAUCAAAAGUGAAUAUAAUAUAUAUUUGAUAAUUAAUAAUUUUAAUAGUCAAGAUUUGAUAACAAUUUGCAUAUCCUCCAUUAUUUUUUGUUUAAUGUUAUAUUACUAAAAUAAAUUAAACAAUCAUGUUAAUCAUAUAAUAAAAGUUAGAUUUUUUUUUGUAUAUGUUAUAUUUUGAAUUUAAGAAAAACGACUAUAAAUUAGGAAAAUUGUUACAAGUUUCACGCCGAAUUUUUUGUGAUCUAUAGUUUAAAUUUUUGUUAUAAGAAGAUUUCAAAUGAUUAUAAAACCAUAUGAGUAAAAAUCAGAUUUAAUAAAUAUUUAGAUUAAUAUAUAUAUAUAUAUUAAACUAUAUAGUAUAUACAAUAUAAAAAUACAUAAAUAUUUUAAUUUAAAAAUUUGCAUUGAACAAGUAAUGAAAACUUAAUAUUUUAAUUUUGAAAUUUACGUUGAAUUUCAAGAAAGAUUAUAUAUUAUUAAAAUAUUUAAACUCCCACACUAAAAGUUUUGUUAUUAAUGAUUUAAAAUUUUUGUUAAAAAAUAUAAAUAAUCAUAAAAUCAUAUUAUUAGGAAGUUUCAUUUAAUAGAUAGUCAUAUUAAAAAUAUACUAUAUGUAUAUGUUAAUAUUAUUUAAAUUUAAUUACAUACAAUACAAAAUAGAGAAAAUCAUUGUUUGAAUUUACAUACCAAAAUGAUUGUAAAUAAACAAAAGUGAUUUCUUUAAUAUAUGUAUUUGUGUCAAUUCAAAUAUACACAUAACAUUUAAUAGUUUUCAGUUAUUAAAUAUAUAUUUAUUAAUUUGUUUCAUAAUAUGUAUAAAAUGUUAAAUAAAUAAUAAUAAUAAAAAUAAUAUGUAUAUAAAAUGUUCAUUCCGUGCAAGGCGCGCGAUAGUAGUUAAUGAUCAUGAUGAAUUCAAAUUUUAAAAAUAAUAAAGUAUUUAUUAUGAAAUUUAAUCCAAAGUGGUGAAAUUUUUUUUUUUGUAACUAUCCACACAAUAGAAAACACAUACAAAAAUGAUCAUGAUGAAUUCAAAUUGUACGAUUGAUUCAACAUAAUUAAUAAUCAUGUGAUUCUAGUUUGAAAGUAAACUGAUAACAAUGUGAUUUAUGAAUGGAAAAUGUCAUCGGUUAGAAUGAAUAAGUGAUAUAAAAAUACGAUUAUAGAGUGCCUAUAUUCAAUUUUAUGGGUCCGAAGUAAACCUUUUAAGAAAAUUUAAAAAAAAAAAUUUUGUGCACCAGAAAAUUUAAAUUUUAAAAAACAAUUUUUUGUUUUAUUAACCUGAGGUGCAGCUAUGGAUAGACCAUGGAUAGACCCUUUCUCUCUGUGUAUUCAAAUGAUAAGUGAUUUCAAACUUGUAUACACAUGAACAUGUAAAACAUUUUAAGCUCACACCGUCAAAGUAACGGACUUUUGCUCUGCCAUGAAAAUGCGAACACAUAUAUAUGUUAAUAAUUAAGUGCGUUGGCAGUUUCACCACCUGCGAAUGAAGUUAGAAACAGAAGAAAACCUAAUCUUACAAGAAUAUUUAGUGAUGCUAUUUAUUUUAGUGUUGUGAAUAUUCCUUUUUAUUAGAAUUGUUAUUAAUUUGCAAUACUAAUAUUUUAGUAUUGUGAAUAUUUUUUUUAUUAGAAUUUAAUUAUAUUUAAUAAAUGAAUAUUUUUGGAUUGGGGUCAACUUUAAGUAUUUAACUAAAAAUUAAAUAAAUUCUAAAAUUUUAUGCGGUCAGUCCACCCCCUCCUUAUACACUGCUUAUGCCACUGAUUAAGUGUUUGUAUUGCUGUUUUUACUAAGUUCGCUCAUCUAAAAACAUCAACUAUUGUGAUGGUUGUUCGCUCCCUAAAUAUAUUACAUCUACAUAUAUAUCGUUAAAAUGAUGUCAUAUUAAAAUAUGCCGGGGGAAGUGGUAGUUAAGUGGCAUUGCCUUUUGAGUUUUGAUAAUGUUCAUAGUUGUCAAUGGAAAAUAGUUGUCAAAGGAAAGACAAAUGAAGUAUUAAUUAAAAGAAAAGAAGAAGAAAAAUUGAUAUUGAACAAUCCAUAGUGGACCAGAAUCAACAAAGUUAUGCUAUAUAUGAAAAAACAUUUUUAUUUGAAAAACAAUACAUUAUUUGGACUAAUUGAGAAAAUACCACUUAUUUGAUCUAACAAAAUCCGAAGUCCAAAUCUCUCAUUUAUUUAUAAAUAGUUUUUUACCUCCACAAAAAUGUGCUGAGAAAAUAAAAAUCUCUUGAAUGGAAGUAUUUUUAAAAACAAUUUUAAUUUAUAUCGACAAAUAUGAUUUCACUAUUUUUAUACAUAACUAAAUAAGUGUGGUUGGCCAUCCAAUGCGUAAAACCAACAAAAUAUAAAAGAUUACGGCUAAUCAAACCCAUUAUAAACAUUUUCAAUUUAGCAAAUAAAAAUUUCCACUAUAAAACAGUAUGAAUGUUCAUUAGAAAACAAUAAACUAUCCUAAAUAAAUAUUAAAAAGAUUCAUCCUAAACAAAAUGGUUAUAUCCAAGAAAACAAUUGUUAAAUCACUGGCUCUUGUAGCCAUUAUAUGUAUUGUUAUGAGCACAGCUGAAGCUACAAAUAUAGGGAAUGGAGCUAUGGGCACAGACCGCAAGGGUUGUGCCCCGGGAGCAUGUGAAGGUCAGGCUAACCCAUACACACCAGGUUGUGAAAAUGGCGAAAAAUGUCGUGGGGGUUGAGAUUACGACAUUAAUUUCUUGUAAAUGAAAAACUUGUGACCCGAAUAAUAAUUGAUUUUAUAAUUACUUCUGAAACUACCAAAUACAUAAUUGUUGUUGUAACUAUAUUUCUGAGUAUAAUUUAAGCAGUAGCUACUUGAUAUUAGCAUUGUAAGGUUAUAUCGGCUAACUUUGAAUAAACAUGUUCGUAUAUAUAUAUAUAUUUUUUUUUUUCGUAUAUAUUUUCUAUGGUGUAAAUGUUUGUGUAGCUAUACCAGCCAUUUGUUACAUAAUAUGGCUUUGUAUGCAAUAAGUUCAUGUAUAUAAAUGAUGUUUCAUUGUAUAAAGCUUUUCUUUUUUUUAUUAAAGAUAUACAUGAGCCGGUUUUUAGCUU